Molecule: messenger RNA, 951 nt
Organism: Naegleria fowleri
Lineage: Eukaryota; Heterolobosea; Eutetramitea; Acrasida; Naegleriidae
Exons: 1
Coding region: 1-951 (316 amino acids)
Biological process (GO): protein homooligomerization
Source: RefSeq, a predicted model, not a curated record
AUGCAGCCUUUCCGUCCUGUCAAUCCACCAUCUACACUCAUUCCACCACAACAACCACAACAACAACCACAACAACAACCACAACAACCAUCCUUGCAACAACAACCCAUCAAUCCGCCGCUGGUAUCAAAUCCAUUCGGUAUACCACUCCAACAACCAUCUUUGCAACAACAACAACCUACUUUCAAGCUUCAGACUCUCGGAGAGCUCGUAGAGAUCAAUGUAGGUGGACGUAAAUAUUCAACCACAUUGAGAAUUUUGAGAUCUAUUCCUCUCUUCAAUAAAUUAAAAUCCAUUCCAACAUUGCAAACAAGAAUACCACCAUCAGCAUCAUCAGGAAUAUUUCAACAAUCCUCAAUGCAACGACAACAUCCUAUCCAUCCAACAGAAUUUAAUGAGGAAUAUUUGAGCCAUGAUUCCGAAGGCAAUCUUUUUGUAGAUUUGAAUGGAGAAUUAUUUGAGAGUAUUUUGGAUUGGCUCAGAUAUCAAAAGGUUCCUGAUCUCUCCAUUAGUCAUCUCAAUGUUAAGCAAUUAUUGAGAUUGAAGAGUGAAGCUCUUUUUUAUGGUGUGCAAGACUUGUCGCAAGCUUGUGCAGAACGUUUAGAAGAGUUGGGACAAGGAGUUAUUGGAAAAUCAACAUUGGGAGUCAGUCCUCUAUUGCCUACAUUACCUCAAACUUCUCGAAUUGAUGCAAAACCUUCCUCUCGUUUUGAGCUCCUUAAACUACAAAUGAAGAAUACGAACCAGAGUUUGAUUGCUGUACAAGCAGGAAGCGGUGAUUUUCAUAUGAUUCCUGAUGCCCGAGUGGAGUUUGAAUUGCCCUAUGAAGGUCACAUCCUUAUUGAAUAUUCGAUUGCAGACUCAUGCGGUGAUUAUGUGCUUUGCAUUGACGCAGUCGACCAGAAAAAGCCAUCCUGCACUCUCAGGAAUUCUCUUUCAGGAGCUCUCUGA